AAUAUAUGUCAACAAGUCAUCAACAAUAGAUUAUUUCUGCUCCAAAAACGAUUUUAGAAAGUAAAAAAAAAAUUUUGAUGACUGAUUCGUAAAACAAAAUAGCUCUAAUUGUUAUCGUUAUAAUUAGAGCGUCAUCAAGGGUUUAAUUACUACUUUCAUUACCUUCUUAUAACCUCAAAAAUAACGGCGAAAAAUGGACGUUGAUAUCCUGAAGGACUGGAGUGCCUAUGCGAAGGAAUAUGAUCCCCUGAAAGCCGGCAGCAUUGACAGCACCGACACAGUACCCCACGAUAAAGCAAUUACCAGAGCAAUUAACUCGCAUUACGAGCCCCCUAAAGGCUUGAAAGCUAAUCCAUCUAGAACACUAUUUGUCGCACGAUUUGGAGCAAAAAUUGAUGAACGAGAGUUGAAUGAUUAUUUUUCGACUGUCGGCGACGUAAAAUCCGUGAAAAUAAUCCUCGAUGUAGUAACGGGAGAGUCGCAGGGCUACGGUUUCGUCGAGAUGUCUAGUGAAGAAGAAGCACGAAGAGCUGUCAGACGAUUAAAUGAGGGCAAUUUACGUGGGUCUAAGAUUUUCGUCGACCACGAGUGUGGGAGAACGAUGAAAGGCUGGAAACCGAGACGAUUGGGUGGCGGCUUCGGAGGAAAGAAGGGGUCGGGCCAAUUGAGAUUUGGAGGAAGAGAUCGACCGUUUAAAAGGCCUAUACUACCGAGCAUCAGAAAAUAGCAGUGAUACAUUGAAUCCACUGAAAACAAAUGAGACUUAUUGACUUAUGCCACAACAACGGAAAUCUGUAAUUUCUUCAAAUCAUUUCAAUUAAUUGUCGCCUUUUAAAAAUUUGUUGUUAUAUUGUUUCAACUGAUGUAUCUUAAUAUGUUUAUCAAGA
Diachasma alloeum is the source of this 887-nucleotide messenger RNA. Its product is annotated as U11/U12 small nuclear ribonucleoprotein 35 kDa protein. Gene Ontology annotation, molecular function: snRNA binding; mRNA binding. Gene Ontology annotation, cellular component: U12-type spliceosomal complex; precatalytic spliceosome. Bases 194 to 727 code for a protein of 177 amino acids. Gene Ontology annotation, biological process: mRNA splicing, via spliceosome. Lineage: Eukaryota; Metazoa; Arthropoda; Insecta; Hymenoptera; Braconidae. The record is from RefSeq and is a predicted model, not a curated record. The transcript is spliced from 5 exons.